Molecule: messenger RNA, 219 nt
Organism: Dovyalis caffra
Lineage: Eukaryota; Viridiplantae; Streptophyta; Magnoliopsida; Malpighiales; Salicaceae
Source: the annotation of a GenBank genome assembly
AUGAUUGCCAGCAAGAUUGCUGGCAUCAAGGGAAAAACUGAAUAUUCUGCUCAAUUUCUGCAUCAAACAGAACACAAAUUCAUUACACAAGAGAGGCAUACCCGAGAAGAUGUGUCUGAUGAGUUAAAGAGGAGAGCAGAAGGGGAAGAGGGGUGGAAUGUUUAUAGGAGGAGGAGAGGACAGAAAGAAGGAGCUGGAAGAGUUUGGUUGGGAAGUUGA